CAGCACGCAGGCGUGGUGAGCGCUCCCGCAGACAGGGGGCGUCAAUAUGGCGUCCUGAGAAAGACAACACAGCCCGACACCGCACCGAUCUUCGGCUGACAUCGGGAGGAGAGAGGGACCGUUUCGCCAAACGCAAGACGUGAUUUCGUCCUGUGCAUCCCUCUGAACGGCCGCGAGCAUCGGGUUUGGAUGUGCAGAUCUCGGCGGAGGAGGACACCUGAUCGAGAAUUUUCCUUUUUCAUCUGUGUUUGAUGCUGCUGCUCAGUGCUCGGUGAUACAAAAGCAGGUGAGACCGAGGCGACCGCUCCUUUUUGGGAUUCGGGUCGGAAAUGUCGAGCGAGAAACCGGUUUUGGCACCGGGUUCCGCCUCGCUCACGGACCGAGAAGCCCCCACACCAGCAGCAGCACCGCCGGGUUCGGGGCAGCGAGUCGUAACGGGCUCCGUUACCGGGGACAUGAUGGUGUCUGGAUCGGGCGCCGUGGUUCUACCGGCCGGGGUGAUAAACCCCUCGGUUCCGAUCCGGAAUAUCAAGAUGAAAUUCGCCGUGCUCAUCGGUUUGAUCCAAGUCGGGGAGGUUAGCAACAGAGAUAUCGUGGAGACAGUUUUAAAACUGCUGGUUGGUGGAGAGUUCGACCUGGAGAUGAACUUUAUCAUCCAGGACGCGGAAAGCAUCGCCUGCAUGGUGGAGCUGCUGGAGCACUGUGACGUCACCUGCCAGGCGGAGAUCUGGAGCAUGUUCACAGCUAUCCUGCGGAAGAGUGUUCGCAACCUACAGACCAGCACCGAGGUGGGGCUCAUCCAGCAGGUGCUGCAGAAGAUGAGCUCCGUCGACGACAUGAUUGCAGAUCUCUUAGUGGACAUGCUGGGGGUCUUGGCCAGCUAUAGUAUCACAGUUAAGGAACUGAAGCUGUUGUUCAGCAUGCUGAGGGGCGACGGAGGCGUGUGGCCAAGACACGCCAUUAAGCUCCUAUCUGUGCUGAAUCAGAUGCCUCAGCGGCACGGCCCUGACACCUUCUUCAACUUCCCAGGACGCAGUGCGGCGGCCAUUGCUUUGCCACCCAUUGCUAAGUGGCCUUACCAGAAUGGAUUCACUCUCAACACAUGGUUCCGAAUGGACCCACUCAAUAAUAUCAAUGUAGACAAGGAUAAACCAUACUUAUACUGUUUUCGAACCAGCAAAGGGAUUGGCUACUCGGCACACUUUGUGGGGAACUGUUUAAUUGUGACAUCAUUGAAGUCAAAGGGGAAAGGCUUUCAACACUGUGUGAAGUACGACUUCCAGCCUAGGAAGUGGUACAUGAUCAGCAUAGUCCACAUCUACAACCGUUGGAGGAAUAGCGAGAUCCGUUGCUAUGUCAACGGUCAGCUGGUUUCCUACGGCGACAUGGCAUGGCACGUCAACACCAAUGAUAGUUAUGAUAAAUGUUUCCUGGGCUCUUCAGAGACUGCGGAUGCUAACCGGGUGUUCUGUGGGCAGCUCGGAGCCAUUUACGUCUUCAGUGAGGCGCUAAACCCUGCACAGAUCUUUGCCAUUCAUCAGCUCGGACCCGGGUAUAAGAGCACGUUUAAGUUCAAGUCGGAAAGCGACAUCCACCUGGCGGAGCACCAUAAGCAGGUUCUGUAUGAUGGGAAGUUGGCCAGCAGCAUAGGCUUCACCUACAACGCUAAAGCCACCGAUGCACAGCUGUGCCUGGAGUCCUCGCCCAGGGAAAACCCCUCCAUAUUUGUGCACUCACCACAUGCCCUGAUGCUGCAGGAUGUGAAGGCCAUCGUCACUCACUCCAUCCACAGCGCCAUCCACUCUAUUGGAGGAAUCCAAGUUCUCUUCCCGCUCUUCUCACAGCUGGACUACAGGCAACCUAACGACAGCCCUGUGGAGACGACCGUCUGUGCCACUCUCCUAGCUUUUCUAGUGGAGUUGUUGAAGAGUUCAGUAGCCAUGCAAGAGCAGAUGUUGGGCGGAAAAGGCUUCCUGGUUAUUGGCUAUUUACUGGAGAAGUCUUCUCGGGUGCACAUCACCAGGGCAGUUUUGGAGCAGUUUCUGUCAUUUGCCAAGUAUCUAGAUGGGUUGACUCAUGGAGCUCCUUUACUGAAGCAGCUGUGUGAUCAUGUUUUGUUUAAUGCUGCUAUCUGGAUCCAUACACCAGCUAAGGUUCAGCUUUCCCUCUACACAUACCUGUCGGCAGAAUUCAUUGGCACCGCCACCAUCUACAGCACCAUCCGUCGAGUGGGCACCGUCCUGCAGCUGAUGCACACCCUCAAGUACUAUUACUGGGCCAGCAACCCCCUGGAAAGUAGCAGUAUCACCCCUAAAGGCCUGGAUGGUCCUCGGCCCUCUCAGAAGGAGAUUAUAUCCUUGCGGGCGUUCAUGCUUCUUUUCCUCAAACAGCUCAUUCUCAAGGACCGAGGAGUGAAGGAAGAUGAGUUGCAGAGCAUAUUAAACUACCUGCUAACCAUGCAUGAGGAUGAAAACAUCCAUGAUGUGCUCCAGCUCUUGGUCGCGCUCAUGUCUGAGCACCCCGCCUCCAUGAUCCCUGCCUUCGACCAGAGGAAUGGAAUACGAGUCAUCUACAAGCUCCUGGCUUCCAAAAGCGAGAGUAUACGAGUCCAAGCUCUUAAAGUUCUUGGCUACUUCCUGAAACAUCUGGGACACAAGAGGAAGGUGGAGAUCAUGCACACACACAGCCUCUUCACGUUGCUCGGAGAGCGAUUAAUGAUGCACACCAGCACUGUGACCAUCACCACCUACAACACACUCUAUGAGAUCUUAACAGAACAGGUUUGCACUCAGGUGGUGCACAAGCCUCACCCAGAACCCGAUUCUACAGUCAAGAUCCAAAACCCAAUGAUUCUGAAGGUUGUGGCUACACUGCUUAAAAGUUCCUCCCCCAGCGCUGAGCUGAUGGAAGUACGACGCCUCUUCCUGUCCGACAUGAUCAAACUCUUCAGCAACAGCAGAGAGAACAGACGGUGUCUGCUGCAGUGUUCAGUGUGGCAGGACUGGAUGUUCUCUCUGGGCUACAUUAACCCAAAGAACCCAGAGGAGCAGAAGAUCACUGAAAUGGUCUACAACAUAUUCCGUAUCCUGCUUUACCAUGCCAUCAAGUAUGAGUGGGGAGGCUGGCGCGUGUGGGUGGACACACUCUCCAUCGCCCACUCCAAGGUGACCUACGAGGCGCACAAAGAGUACUUGGCAAAGAUGUACGAGGAGUACCAACGACAAGAGGAAGAGAACAUCAAGAAAGGAAAGAAAGGUUCCGUCAGCACAAUUUCCGGCCUUUCCGCCCAACCCACCACUGUCAACGGAAACCUGGAGAUCCGCGAGAUCGAUGACACAUCUCAGACGCAGACACCAGAGAGCGAGGUAGACUAUGGAGAAAAUGCAGACUCUCGGAACCUGCUGGCCGAGACCAAAGGUCCGGAGGGCGAAGCCGAACGGUCGGUGGCGGGGGUUCGUGUGGAAGUUCAUGACUUGCUGGUAGACAUCAAAGCUGAGAAGGUGGAGGCUACAGAGGUUAAAUUAGACGAUCUGGAUCUGUCCCCGGAGGUUCUUGGAGGAGGAGGUGGCAUGGAGAAUGGUCCCUUGGUGGAAGUAGACUCGCUGUUGGACAGCGCCUACUGUGCAGCAGUUCACAAGCUCAAUGGGAGCCUUGUCCCGAAAGAGGAGGAAAGUGUUGUGGUGGGUUUAACUGAAGACGAUGGGAACAUGGGUCCUCUAAUCACACUCGCAGAUGAAAAGGACAGCGUUCCCAGCAACAAUGGCUUCCUGUUUCCCAAGGUGGAUGAGAAGCUGCUUCCCUCAUUGGCAUCGACGGAGCCCCUGGUGCUGCCCAGCCCUGAACAGCCUCCUUGUCCAAAAACUCCACUCACUUCAAGUGCCAGUGACGACCUCAGCCUGCUAGCCCACAUGACUUCUUGUGGUUCAGAUCUGAUUCAAACCCCAAGUGGCCUAACAGAAGAUGAUGGGUUUAAGUUGCAGAGCUCCUUGGCGGACAUCAGCACACUGGCAGAAGCCGAGGCCCAGGCUGCAGCCAGGACAGCAGAAUGUUUGGAGCAAGAGGUUGGGGAGGCCAGGGCAGGAAAGAGUGGCGGUGAUACAGCCAGCACCACUUCAGACACAGAGAGAUCCGACGAUGGAAAAGACAAAGAAAUGAAGAAGAUUCAGACUACAGCCACCACGCAGGCUCUUCAUGGUCGUAUGUCGGGUCAGAUGGAGAGGGACCUCCGUGUGGAUCUGGGCUUCCGGGGCAUGCCGAUGACAGAAGAACAGCGGCGGCAGUUUAGCCCUGGCCCUCGCACUACCAUGUUCCGUAUCCCAGAAUUCAAAUGGUCACCCAUGCAUCAGCGCCUUCUCACUGACCUGUUGUUCGCUCUGGAAAGUGACGUACACAUGUGGAGGAGCCACUCUACGAAAUCGGUCAUGGACUUUGUAAACAGUAACGAGAACAUUAUAUUUGUCCACAACACCAUCCACCUCAUUUCUCAGAUGGUUGAUAACAUCAUUAUAGCGUGCGGCGGGAUCCUUCCCCUGCUCUCUGCUGCCACCUCCCCAUCUAGUUCUAAGAUGGAGCUUGAGAAUGUGGAGGCGACCCAGGGCAUGUCGUCAGAAACGGCUGUCACGUUUCUGAGCCGGCUGAUGGCCAUGGUGGAUGUGCUCGUGUUUGCCAGUUCUCUCAAUUUCAGCGAGAUUGAGGCUGAAAAGAACAUGUCGUCAGGGGGACUAAUGCGCCAGUGUCUACGAUUAGUAUGUUGUGUAGCAGUGAGGAACUGUCUGGAAUGCAGGCAGAGGCAGAGAGACCGAGGCAGCAAAAGCUCGCUGCCAAUCAGCAAGACCCAGGAGAACCUACAGACUGCAGCAUCCGCCAGCAAGACCGUCAUACAGAACAUCCCGCGUAACCUUUCUCCUAUCAAAGACCCAGACAGACUGCUGCAGGACGUGGACAUCAAUCGUCUCCGAGCUGUCGUUUUUAGAGACGUGGAUGACAGUAAACAGGCUCAGUUCCUGGCUCUGGCUGUGGUCUACUUCAUCUCUGUCCUUAUGGUGUCCAAAUACCGGGACAUCCUGGAGCCACAACGGGAGAUCGGCAGGUCCAGCAGCCUAUCAGGGAGAAGCAUCCGACAAGAGAUUAAUUCACCCACCAGCACAGAAAACCCAUCCUCCUUCUCAGAUGGUGUACAUGGAGACCGCCAAGCCGCCACCCCUCUGGACAAUCUUCCCCUGGAGGGAUCACUGCCUCACACUGACUCCGGCAUCGGGGAGGAGCAGGUCACCAGUGCUUUCAAUGGCUCCGAGCUGGGCGCAGACUCCAGCGGAUUGGGUGGGAGCUCUGGAGGCCCGGAUGCCAUGAGCGAGUUGCUGUGCACACUGUCGUCGGAGGUGAGGAAGUCCCGUGAGUCCCUGUUGGAGUCGCCUCCUGGCAUGGAGGUUCUGAAACCAGCUGCGUCGAUCUCCAGCAUCAGCCAGGCCAACAAGGGAAUCAAUGUGAAGGAGAUCCUGAAGAGUUUAGUGGCAGCACCGGUGGAGGGGGCGGAGGCAGGGCCUGAGCCUCAGCCGUACCACCCUGACCCUGCCCUGAAGAGGGAAGCUGCUGCCAUGCUGCCCAUGCAGUUCCACUCGUUUGACAGGAGCGUGGUGGUGCCUGUUAAGAAGCCCCCUCCAGGAAGCCUGGCUGUGAACACAGUAGGAACACCCACCACCAGUGGAGUACCCUCGUCAGGAAGUACGCCCAAUAUCUUUGCUGCUGCCACAGCAACACCUAAAAGCAUGAUCAACACAACAGGUGCCACUGACUCCGCCUCUUCCUCAUCCUCCUCUUCAUCAAGUUUCGUGAACGGUGCCACAAGUAAAAACCUCCCAGCGGUGCAAACCGUUGCACCCAUGCCUGAAGACACAGUGGAAAACAUGAGUAUCACGACUAAAUUGGAGCGCGCCUUAGAGAAAGUGGCCCCCUUGCUGAGAGAGAUCUUUGUGGAUUUCGCCCCCUUCCUUUCGCGGACUCUGUUGGGCAGUCAUGGGCAGGAGUUGCUCAUAGAAGGCUUAGUUUGUAUGAAGUCCAGCACAUCGGUUGUGGAGCUUGUGAUGCUCUUGUGCUCGCAGGAGUGGCAGAACUCCAUACAAAAGAACGCAGGACUUGCAUUCAUCGAACUUAUUAAUGAGGGGAGGCUUCUGUGUCACGCCAUGAAGGACCACAUUGUCCGUGUCGCCAAUGAGGCUGAGUUCAUCCUCAACAGGCAGAGAGCAGAAGAUGUGCACAAACAUGCUGAGUUUGAGUCCAACUGUGCCCAGUACGCUGCAGACAGAAGAGAAGAGGAAAAGAUGUGUGAUCAUCUCAUCAGUGCCGCCAAGCACAGAGAUCACGUGACCGCAAACCAGCUGAAACAGAAGAUCCUCAACAUUUUAACCAAUAAGCAUGGAGCAUGGGGAACCAUGUCACAGAGUCAGCUUCAUGAUUUCUGGCGUUUGGACUACUGGGAGGAUGAUUUGCGCAGGAGGCGGAGAUUUGUACGCAAUGCCUUUGGCUCCACCCACUUGGACGUGGCUCUCAAAUCUCUAGAGGAAUACGGCCCUGAGGAAGAAGAGGGCAUAAAGUCAAAGUCGUCGUUCCGUAGUCAUUCGGUGGUCAGUCAGAACCCUGAGACGGAGCUGAUGCUGGAAGGAGAUGAUGACGCCGUCAGUCUGCUGCAGGAGAAAGAGAUUGACAACCUUGCAGGUCCAGUGGUUUUGAGCACACCCGCCCAGCUCGUUGCUCCUGUGAUCAUUGCUAGAGGCACGUUGUCGAUCACCACAACAGAGAUCUAUUUCGAGGUGGAUGAGGAUGAUCCAACAUUCAAAAAGAUUGAUUCAAAGGUGUUGGCAUAUACUGAGGGUCUGCAUGGGAAAUGGAUGUUCAGUGAGAUCAGAGCAGUUUUUUCCAGACGCUACCUGCUCCAAAACACUGGAUUAGAGGUCUUCAUGGCCAACAGGACAUCUGUCAUGUUCAAUUUCCCGGAUCAGGGCACAGUAAAGAAGGUAGUGUACAGUUUACCUCGGGUCGGCGUUGGCACCAGCUAUGGCCUCCCUCAGGCAAGACGGAUCUCUCUGGCAACACCAAGGCAGCUCUUUAAGUCGUCUAAUAUGACUCAGAGAUGGCAGCGGAGGGAGAUUUCAAAUUUUGAGUACCUCAUGUUCCUCAACACGAUUGCAGGGAGGACCUAUAAUGAUCUGAACCAGUAUCCUGUCUUCCCUUGGGUCCUGACUAACUAUGAAUCAGAGGACCUGGAUCUUACCUUGCCUGGGAAUUUCCGGGAUCUCUCAAAGCCAAUCGGAGCCCUGAAUCCAAAGCGAGCCGUGUUCUAUGCCGAACAUUAUGAGACGUGGGAAGAUGAUGGAACUCCGCCCCAUCAUUACGCAUCUCUGUACUCAACUGCGGCAUCCACUCUCUUCUGGCUCAUCAGGAUAGAACCCUUCAGCACAUUUUUCUUGAAUUGUAAUAACAACAAAUUCGACCAUCCCGAUCGGACGUUUUCUGGCAUUGCACGCUCUUGGCGAAGUUGCCAGAGGGAUACAUCAGAUGUUAGGGAGUUGAUCCCGGAGUUCUACUACCUCCCUGAGAUGUUUGUGAACAGCAGCGGAUAUGACCUGGGGGUGAGAGAGGACAGGACAGCCGUGUGUGAUGUGGAACUACCAGUCUGGGCCAAAAAACCAGAGGACUUUGUUCGCAUCAACAGGAUGGCGCUGGAGAGUGAAUUUGUGUCCUGUCAGUUGCACCAGUGGAUUGAUCUCAUCUUCGGCUACAAGCAGAGAGGACCGGAGGCCAUUAGGGCUCUCAAUGUUUUCCAUUACCUGUCUUACGAGGGGUCUGUGAACUUGGACACCAUCACCGACCCCCAGCUCAGAGAGUCUAUGGAGGCUCAGAUUCAGUCAUUUGGACAGGCUCCAUCACAGCUGCUAAUAGAGCCUCACCCUCCACGCAGCUCCGCCAUGCACCUGUGUUUCCUUCCUCAGAGUCCUCUAAUGUUUAAGGACCAAAUGCAGCAAGAUGUAAUCAUGGUGCUAAAAUUCCCCUCCAACUCUCCCGUCACGCAUGUGGCGGCCAACACGCUGCCUCACCUCAGCAUUCCAGCUGCGGUCACGGUCACAUGCAGCCGGCUGUUCGCCGUCAACCGCUGGCACAACACAGUCGGUCUCAGAGGUGCUCCGGGAUACUCAUUAGAACAGGCUCAUCACCUUCCUAUUGAAAUGGACUCUCUGAUUGCCAAUAACUCUGGCAUUAGUAAAAGGCAGAUCACAGAUUUGGUGGAUCAAAGCAUUCAGAUCAACACGCACUGCUUUGUGGUGACAGCCGACAACCGCUACAUCCUGGCAUGUGGUUUCUGGGACAAGAGUUUCCGUGUUUACUCCACUGAGACAGGGAAACUCACUCAGAUCGUGUUUGGUCACUGGGAUGUGGUGACCUGUCUUGCGCGAUCUGAGUCCUACAUUGGAGGUGAUUGCUACAUUGUCUCUGGCUCACGAGAUGCAACCCUUCUGCUGUGGUACUGGAGCGGACGACACCACAUCAUCGGAGACAAUCCCAACAACAGUGAUUAUCCAGCACCUAGAGCGGUUCUCACAGGCCAUGACCAUGAGGUGGUGUGUGUGUCAGUGUGUGCUGAACUGGGACUUGUCAUCAGUGGGGCCAAAGAGGGGCCAUGUUUGGUGCAUACCAUCACAGGAGAUUUACUGCGGGCCCUAGAGGGCCCUGAGAACUGUGUCUGGCCCCGUCUGAUCUCUGUGUCCAGUGAGGGCCACUGUAUCAUCUACUAUGAGAGAGGACACUUCUGUAACUUCAGCAUUAAUGGCAAACUCCUGGCACAGAUGGAGAUCAAUGACUCCACACGUGCCAUUCUGUUGAGCAGCGACGGUCAGAACUUGGUAACAGGAGGUGAUAACGGUGUUGUUGAAGUCUGGCAGGCCUGUGAUUUUAAGCAGCUGUAUAUUUACCCAGGCUGUGACGCAGGCAUCAGGGCUAUGGACUUAUCCCAUGACCAGAGGACUUUGAUCACUGGGAUGGCGUCAGGCAGCAUCGUGGCGUUUAACAUUGAUUUCAAUCGAUGGCACUACGAACACCAGAACAGAUACUGAGACAGAACAGAGAGAGAGGGACCUUGUUUAGGGCCCGCAGUUGAAGCAGUGAGAAAAGUGGAGUCCAUGUCCUGCUUGACAGAAGGUGGUGUCCCUCUAAGUUCAGGGUGGAGUUAAACCCGGAUGAAAACACAAGACAUAUCGCUAACGUUACUUAGACCUUUAGGGUUGUCCUUCACUCCCCACAUACUAUGAUGAGUUGCCAAAUGUCCUUUUGUCUGUGAAGAUCAUCAUGCAAGAUCGAAGCCAGUAGGACAGCAGGACUGGAUGGACUGUACCGCAGUUCCCAGCAGAAGAGGCUUAGAGAUAAACCACCAACAAACUGAUUUUUUGAGGAAGGGGGUCUGGGGUGGGAUUAAGAUGCAGCGGUGAACUUAGUCUUUGUAAAUACAAACUGCAAUGGCGCAGUUCUUCACUACAAAGGGAUAAAAAUCAUACUUCCCGCUCGCUCUCCAUUACGGAAGAUCCCAUAAUCCUUUAAUUUAUUAAUGACUUGCUGUAAGAUAUUGUGUAGUUCCAACAAAAUGAUGAUUUGGAUGAUUAUAGAUGAAGGCCUGCUGAUUCACAGGGAGGAAGUGAACUGCUCAGACAGGAAACAAGCUUCUCUUUCCUCUUUGUAUAUUUGGUAAUUGUUUUGUCAUAUAUGUAAAUAUUGUGAUGGUUAGGAAAGCCAGGCAUGUAAGCGGGCCAUAAAAAAAGAAUAAAGAGGAGAAAAAAAAA
Messenger RNA from Sinocyclocheilus grahami, 9824 nucleotides. RefSeq names its product neurobeachin-like. Gene Ontology annotation, biological process: intracellular protein localization. The coding region runs from base 330 to 9104 and encodes 2924 amino acids. Gene Ontology annotation, cellular component: cytosol; membrane. Lineage: Eukaryota; Metazoa; Chordata; Actinopteri; Cypriniformes; Cyprinidae. The transcript has 57 exons. The record is from RefSeq and is a predicted model, not a curated record. Gene Ontology annotation, molecular function: protein kinase binding.